Molecule: messenger RNA, 1299 nt
Organism: Colletotrichum truncatum
Lineage: Eukaryota; Fungi; Ascomycota; Sordariomycetes; Glomerellales; Glomerellaceae
Product: CFEM domain-containing protein
Source: RefSeq, a predicted model, not a curated record
AUGCAUUUUUCUCAGAUGUUGGUGGCAUUUGCCACCGCUCUCAUGAUUUCUAAUGUGACUGCGCAAAGUACACCAACAGCCGCAGAAGCUCUGGCCAAGGCAAAGAAGCUAUACCCAGAAUGUGCACUCGUCUGCCUUACAAAGCUUGUGCCAACAUCAGGCUGUAAACUUACAGAUACUACAUGCCUCUGUACCAACGUCGAGCUUAAUGCAGGGCUUAGCACCUGCGUCCAGCAAGGCUGCAAUUUUGAAGAUGCACUCAAAACCAAGAAUGGCUCUGCGACCAUGUGCGGUCUUCCAGUGCGGGAUGAAAGGCUCAAACCACCCCUCGUCGCCGGUGUUGGCUUCGGACUAGCUUUCAUUGUCUAUGUUCUCCGACUUUGCUCUGCCAUGCCUGGAUCUGGACGCGAACUGAGCUGGGAUGAUUGGACGAUUACAGCUUGCGUCAUCCUCACUAUUCCACCUACCGUCUUCGCAUUCACAUUGUCGGACAAUGGCCUGGGAAAAGAUAUUUGGACGUUACCCCUGAAGAACAUUGAGAAUGUGCUCUUUUAUUACUUUCUCGGCGAACUUUUCUAUUUUGCAGCUCAGACCAUGAACAAGAUCUCCAUUUUACUCUUCCUUCACCGUGUCUUCUCGCACAAUAACGUCGGUAAAGGAAUCUGGGUCACUAUAGGCCUCUGUUUGGCCUACGCUGUUGCAUUUAUUUUUGCUACACUCUUCCAAUGUUGGCCGAUCAAUCACGCAUGGUUGCAAUUAGAGGAGGACCAUCUUGGUCGCUGCAACAACAUUCACCUCCAGGGAUGGCUGAGUGCAGCAUUCAACAUCGUGCUGGACCUCAUCAUCCUAAUACUGCCACUGCACCAGCUGUACCUGUUGCAGAUGCCGCUCAAGAAAAAGCUGAUGGUCAUGGGUGUCAUCUCUAUGGGAGUCUUCGUCACAAUCGCCAGUAUCAUCCGUCUUCAUACCCUCGUCACCUUUGCGAGCUCCCAAAAUAUCACUUAUGACUAUGUAGAUGCCGCUUACUGGAGUACUAUCGAACUCUAUGCAGGCAUCAUCACGGCAUCUCUCCCCGCAGUCUACAAACUCUUCUCCACCAUUCGCUCGAAGGCGCCUUCGCUGUCAACGGCAAAGGCUAAAUUGGUGGGAGGCUCCUCCAGCUAUGGAAGCUCAAAAUCCGGAGGAACCACGGUGUCAGGUUCGAGUACUAUCGCACACCGUCUCUCCGGGAAGCGAUCAGAGGCUGAGUUCAUCCUUCUCACGGACGUGGAAAGUGCCAAGGGUCAGAGAUGGACCUAG